CGUGGCAAGUUUACAUUGGUUUACGUUAGCCACGUGCGUGUGUCGUUUGUGUACAAGAAUUUUGCUCACCGUUAAUACGAAUUUCGUUUCGAGAAAUUAAACGUUACCGUUACCAGCAUAACCUCUUUUGGACUUUACAACUUUACAAUAUGUUCUCGGCUAGAAGGUGACGCCACAAAAAGCCACGAGUUCUGUAUUUCACAAUUCCAUUUCUCCGGUUAACGUUUUCCCGUUGUCGAAAUGAAUCUGAAGAAAGUUAAAAACAGACUGAAAGACAAGAAACUAGACCUCAGCCUAUGCGACCUGAAAGAAGUGCCUGUUCGAGAAAUCGCAACUAUUAAGAAAGCAACAGAUUUGGAUUUAUCAAACAACCUCUUAACUUCUUUGCCUAAUACUUUUGUCAACCUGAAGCAAAUAAUCGUAUUAGAUCUUAGUAGGAACAUGUUGACGGAAAUCCCUGAGAACUUCGGGGAACUGACACAGUUGAAACAUUUGGAUCUUUAUGCAAAUCAGAUAAGUAGAUUGCCACUUAGUUUGGGCGAAUUGAAGAAUUUGAGAUGGUUAGAUUUAAAGGAAAAUCCCUUAACUCCUGCUGUGGCUAGCAUUGCUGGCCCUUGUAGUAAUUUAAGUGAGUGUCAGUCUUGCGCUCGUGAUGUUGUUAAUUAUUUGUCGCAAGUAAAAAUCACUAUCGAAAUAGAGAAAUCACGAAGAGUCAACGCCAUUACAGCAGAUACAGAAACAAGUACUAUAUCGAUCAAAAAAGGAGGUAAAAAAAAAAGGAAGAAGGCAGCAGAUAAGAAUAAUAAACAAAAUUUAGAUAAAAAUGAAUCUGAUUUGUCAGAUAAAAUGAUAGAAAUAGAUGAAGACAAAAUGGAACCUCUGAUAUCUUAUAACAAAAAUCCUGAAGUUAAAGGAAAACGAUUUUUUAUGUCUACGAUUUUGUGGCUUUUUUUGUUAGGUUUAUUAUUUGCACUGAUAGUUUUGAGUCCUCCAUUGCAUUUGAAAGAGUUGGAAUUGUUUAUAAGUCGUAUGGAAAUCAACACAUUAAGUGAUAAAUUAUGUUUAAAGGAAUUUCAGAAAUAUUGUACCGAUAUACUCGACUCUUUCAUGCAAGCGGUGAUUAAUAUUUGCCACAAUUUGUAUCAUGCAUACGAGAGAUAUUUUGAAACGAAGACAGACAUUCCACUGGAAAAAUAAGCAUUUUAUAAGACAAAACGAUCCAAUUUAUUGGACACGACUGUUUUUCUGACUCUGAAGCUCAGUUUACGAUUAACGAAUGAAACUUAUCAUUAUUGAAAUUUGUAAGUACGGUCAUGUAUAUAUCGCGAAUAUUUACGACGUGUCAUAUCGAAAUUACAUACACAAGUCAAAGAAUGUUGUUUAUUUAAAAAAGCAAAAUAAUACUCUUUAUUAAUACAUGUCUAUUGAAAUAUAUUAUACUACUUCUUUGGUUA
This is a messenger RNA of Frieseomelitta varia, 1454 nucleotides long. Its product is annotated as leucine-rich repeat-containing protein 59-like. The transcript is spliced from 6 exons. Lineage: Eukaryota; Metazoa; Arthropoda; Insecta; Hymenoptera; Apidae. The record is from RefSeq and is a predicted model, not a curated record. Gene Ontology annotation, molecular function: protein binding. Bases 241 to 1197 code for a protein of 318 amino acids.